Molecule: messenger RNA, 4719 nt
Organism: Daldinia loculata
Lineage: Eukaryota; Fungi; Ascomycota; Sordariomycetes; Xylariales; Hypoxylaceae
Product: clustered mitochondria-domain-containing protein
Exons: 4
Coding region: 118-4044 (1308 amino acids)
Biological process (GO): intracellular distribution of mitochondria
Cellular component (GO): cytoplasm
Molecular function (GO): mRNA binding; protein binding
Source: RefSeq, a predicted model, not a curated record
GCUGUGCGUGGGAUCUCGUUUGCUAUUCUUGUACAAGUAAGAGGAUAUCAUAGAUUUGCACCACAAAACUUCGACGACCCCUCCAACCCCUCUUAAUCCUGUUCCAGUUGGCCCACAAUGUCUGAGAAGCCAGAGGUUGCCGCUCAACCUUCCGACCAGGAAGCCGAAACCCUAAAUGGCCAAACUGAAAAUGCUAAAGUUGACUCCAACGACCAGACAGCUGAAGAGGAUGAAGAAGAAGUUGCAGACGCAUUGUAUCCUCUCACUAUCCAUCUGCCCCGCGAGCCGAACAAGAUCCAUGUGAUGGUCUCGCCUCAAGAGCAAAUCCACGAGCUACGACAGUCUAUUAUCGAGCUGCCAUCUGCUUUCCAAUACUCGUGUUUCCACCUCGAGCAUGCCGGCGAGCGCAUAAAUGACUUUGUGCAAAUCUCUGACGUGAAGGGACUCGGUCCGGAAGCCGAGAUCCGCUUGGUAGAGGACCCCUAUACCGAAAAGGAGGCUAGAAUACAUGUCAUCCGAAUUCGUGAUCUAGUUGGUGCUGCUGGAGAUCGGACUGACACCCUGCAAGGGGUUCUACCCGGCAUCUCCCUCUUCGAUUCCAUUACUACAGGUGCCCAGGAUACCGACAAUGUCCAAGCUAGUGCCUACGACUUCGAAGCUCCCGCGAAGCCUUCAACUCUAAUACCAAAAGAGGAAGAGCCCGCCCCUAAGACGGUGAAGUCGAUUGCCCUGUCGCCAUGGAACCCUCCACCCUACCAUCUUAGACAGAAGGGCCAUUUGCUGUACCUACUCGUCACCACGAACGAAGGAGAGCAAUACCAGAUCACUUCGCAUGUUGGCGGGUUCUACGUGAACAAGUCAUCGAAUAGCAAAUUCGACCCCUUGCCCCGCGCUGCUCCUAAGGGUCAUUCUGCGCACUCACUAUUAACGCUUCUAACUCAAAUCUCUCCCUCAUUCUCAGAGUCCUUCGAGCAACUACUGCAGUACAACAACCGUAAGGACCCCCUCGCCACAUUCCAGAUGACGAAUGCUAUCCCUGCGGCACCAUGGCUAGUUCCUUCGCCAUCCUCGCCUUUAUGUGCUCACAGUCCGGAUAUCACAAGAACUCAGGAGGGCUAUCUUAUCUCUGGUGUUGAUAACACUGAUACGCUGAGAGAUUGGAACGAAGAGUUCCAGUCGGCUCGCGAAUUGCCAAAAGAGACGGUUCAAGACCGUGUCUUCCGAGAGCGAUUUAUUUCCAAGCUGUUUGCUGACUAUUCUGAUGCUGCUGCCCGAGGUGCUAUUCUGGUCGCCCGUGGUGAGGUCACUCCUCUCAACCCGACGGAAGGCCGCGACGCCCAGAUCUUUGUCUACAACAACGUGUUCUUCUCUUUUGGAGCUGAUGGCGUGGGAACCUUUACUUCUGAGGGCGGCGAUGAUGCUGCCAGGGUUGCCACAGGAAAGGAUGUCAACGGCGUGCGUCUAGUCAACCAGCUCGACAUCGAUGGGCUGUACAGCCCGGCGACUGUAGUGGUCGACUACCUCGGAAAGAGAAUCGUUGGCCAGACUGUUGUUCCAGGCAUUUUCAAGCAAAGAGAACCUGGCGAGAACUCCAUCGAGUAUGGAGCAGUAGAAGGAAAGGAGAUCGUUGCAGCCGAUGAACGGUUUGCGCCAACUUUUGAAAAGCUCUCCAAGGCCCUAAAAGUGAAGAAGCAUCCUGUCUGGGACAAGGAUGGCAAGCGAUUCGAUCUGGAGGCUAGUGUCGAAACUAAGGGACUGAUGGGAACAGACGGUCGGAAAUACGUCCUUGACCUAUACCGCAUUACGCCCCUUGAUGUGUUAUGGCUCGAAGAAAAUAGCAGCAGCACUGAGGGAGAGAAGAAUGAGCUCGAGUAUCCCCAUCGUAUGACGGUCUUGCGACCAGAACUCGUGGAACUGAUCCGGAAUCAAAAAUGGACCGAGUGGGUCAACAAGGAGCUCGCGCGUUUAAAGCAACAGUCCCAGUCCAAGUCUCAAAAUGAGAAAUCCAACAAGGAAGAAAACUCGUCCGCAGAAGAGAAGGCCGAGGAGAAGGCUGAAGAGAAGAUUGAGGAGAAGACUGAGGAGAAGGCUGAGGAGAAGGCUGAGGAGAAGACUGAAGAGAAGACCGAAGAGAAGUCCGAGGAGACUGAGAAGAAGAGCACAGACGAAGACAAGCCUAAUGAGUCUAGCGAUAGCGCCGCAACGGAGCCCGAAGACCGCAUUGACGCUUCUGAAUUCUACUUCGCACUUAACCCAGAUGUCUGCAGCGGACAAGUUCCGCAGACCGAAGCUGAGAAGGAGGAAAUGGCUGCCGACGAAGAGGAUGUUCGAAACGCCUGUAAAUAUCUACGCGAGUCGGCAAUUCCUGACUUCGUCAACGAUAUCAAGGCUGCAGAUCUGCCUUUCCCCAUGGAUGGUUUGUCGUUGACCAAGAUGAUGCAUAAGCGCGGAAUCAACAUGCGAUACCUUGGCCAGAUUGUGUCUCUCUGUGAAGGACCGAGGCUUUCGCGCCUUCGGGACUUGGCCUUACAGGAGAUAAUAUCGAGAGCAUUCAAGCACGUUGCGAGCAAGUACCUGCGGUAUUUGCCAAUUCCUCUUACUUCGGCUGGCAUUGCUCAUCUUCUCAACUGCCUUCUCGGAUUUGGCUUCAACAGCAAGCCUACUGCUGAGAUAGAUGAGUCUCUAAAGGCACUUUACCCUGAAGCUGACCUUGCAUUCGCGGAUCUUACUCCGGAGAGUCUCCGACAGGAAAUUGAAGCGCAGGCCAUCCGUCGAUUCAAGUUCACUUUGGAUUCAGACUGGCAUAACCAAAUUAAGCACCUGCAGCUCCUCCGCGACGUAUCCUUGAAGCUUGGUCUUCAACUCCAGGUGAAGGACUUCAAAUUCACCAAUGACCCUAGCGCUGCGCCCACUACAAAUGGCGUCAACGGUCACGCAAACAGCGAUACCAAGAAUGACAGCAAGAAGAAAAAGAAGAAGACGAGGGAUGGAUCCCCAGCUUCCGUUGCUUCCUCUACCAGCACCCCGACCACCUUUACUCCGGAUGAUAUUGUCAAUGUCGUCCCGAUUAUUAAGGACUCCGCACCGAAGAGUGCCAUUUCUGAGGAGGCCUUGGAAGGUGGUCGCCAUUCCAUCAUGCAAAACAACAGGAAGAUUGGUCAGGAGUUGUUAUUGGAGAGUCUGACACUUCACGAACAAAUCUACGGAAUCCUCCACCCCGAAGUUGCGCGAGCAUACUCCAGUCUUGCGCAGAUCUAUUAUCAGCUCGAGGAGAAGGAGGCUGCUGUCGAUUUAGCGAGGAAAGCUGUUGUUGUAUCAGAGCGCACUAUCGGUGUCGACUCUGCGGAGACGUUGCUCUACUACCUAAACCUUGGGCUCUAUGUACAUGGAUCCGGCGACAGCAAGACAGCUCUUGCAUAUGUUAAGCAUGCGCUUGACUUGUGGAAGAUCAUCUACGGGCCCGACCACCCGGAUUCGAUCACGACCCUGAACAAUGCAGCAGUCAUGCUUCAGCAUAUGCAAGCAUACCACGAAUCUCGCAUCUGGUUCGAGCAAGCCCUUGCUGUCUGCGAGCGUGUGAUGGGCAAGCAGUCCCUCCCAGCUGCCAGUCUCCUGUUCCAGCUCGCACAGGCGCUCGCUUUGGAUAACGAAUCCAAGGCUGCCCUCGUCAAGAUGCGUGAUUGUUACAAUAUCUUCUUGCAGCAGCUCGGGCCAGAGAAUAAUAAUACCAAGGAGGCUGAGACUUGGUUGGAGCAGCUAACACAGAACGCUGUCGCAAUCGCGAAGAGGGACAAGGACGCUCAGUCAAGGCGUCUACGGGCUGGAAUCCGCUUCCCGGCUCGCAACGUCGCGUUAGGAGGUGGCGCCGGCGCUACGGCACAACCCACAGCACUAAACCAGCCUACAUCGGAUAAGCCAGAUGCUCGAAGCAUCGACGAUCUCAUCAAGUUUAUUGAGGGUAACACGGCUCAAAAGAAGAGCACCAAGAAACGCGCAGGUCGCAGCGGGCCUAAAACUCGAGUAGGCGCGGCCGCUGCCUCAUAAAGCGUUAAGGACAAUAGGACACAGGGACAGGAUGCGGAUCAUGGGGAACGAAGCUUGACAUGAACGGGUAUGAGAGGGGCUCUAAAACACGGACCGGGAGGGGCAUGAAAAGGAAAGAAUGAAGAGUUACGUCUACCUGGCAUGAAUGAUAUUUUUCCUCGGUUGAGGCGUCUCUGGAACGGGGUCAAAAAUCUGUCUGUUUUUUUAUAUCUUUUUUCUGUUUAUCCUCCCCCAGGGACUGGUUGCAUAGAUCUAAGAAAGGGGUGUUGCAUCGCGUUGUUUUUCCCCCCCAUCUUCAUCAUGUCACCUUUACCGCCGUAUAGGCGGUAAACUCCUUACUCUCUACCUACUGCCGUAUGUCGGAACUCAACAACAUAUAUGGUAUGAUGGUGUUUGAGCUGUAUAUAUUAGGUGGACGACGAGGGGAAGGGGGCAAGUCAGUCGGACUAGGUCUAAGGUACAAACAGCAAGCAGUAUAGCAUCUCGAGGGGAUCUAUUCCCGCUCUCGGACAUACAUAGUAUGCGGGACACGGCGCGCGCAAUUCCUUUAUAGGUAUUUGCUUGCCUCGCGUGUGUUAAUAGACAUCAUCUUCACUCUUGCCUGCGAGGUUGCUUGACUUGGUUACAUAGGCGCCUAUCUAAACGUGCAGUAUGCUAGGUAUAACCAUAGUUAAC